AAAUUGGAAAUGAAGCCCAGAAAGGAAGGGAGAAAGAGAAGUGCUUCAUCUCCAAGCAGGGACCGGACGGUCGAUUCGUUUGGGUUCGAGCCAAGGCCACCUAGUGGGUCUCGCUUUUCUAGGGGUUCUCGUUCCCCUACCGCGUCCCUUCUUGACACUGAUUUUGUGUGCGAAGACAUUGAUGGCUUCGCAGGUCUCCGAAUCUCACCUGAUGACAAUACCAACCCUAAUCCCAAUCCAAGAAGCUUCCCUUACAAUGUCAAGCUGCAGUGCUGGGAGAAGGCGGAGAAGCUCAAAGGCCGGGAUCCCGAUCGUUGGAGGCGGGACGCGCUCGGCAAUGUCGUCUUUCGGAAGUUAGUUGGAUGCCCUGGUUGUCUCUGCCAUGAUUAUGAUCACAUUGUUCCCUAUUCCAAGGGGGGCAAGAGCACUUUGGAGAAUUGCCAGGUUUUACAGGCUUCAGUUAACCGAUCCAAGGGGAAUAAAACUGAGAUAUCCAGAGCUGAUCUCAUACAGAAGAGUUCUUACUGUCGUGUAUCUGGUCGGGACAUGGAUCUUCUUGAACUAUCUGCGUAUGGCAAUGUUCGUCGUGGUCAAGAUUCAGGAGGUUGUAGCAUCCAAUGACCAAGGAGAGACAGCAUCAUCAUGCUCAAUCUUUUUUGUAUCAAAUGAUGAUCCAAGAUUCCAGAUCCUAAUCUGUUAAGCAACUUGGUGAACUGGGUCAGCUUUCAUUAGAUUAAGGUGAGGCUUUGAGCUUAAUAAAAGCUGAUAUGAUGCUAAGAUGCUGUAUGGCUUAUGAACUGCAUAGCAAAAUGUGGUACCCUGAAGGAAUUUUUUAUUCUGACCAACAGUCAUAACUAUUUGAUUUUUAACCACCUUUGGGUUUCUGUAAGUCAGAGGACACCUCCAACUACUCGUAUUCACGAAAAUAUUACUUGCAGGAAUGUAUAUAGCACAUUCAAUAGUUAUAUCUUCCAUGUGACCAUCUCUCCCUUUUCGUA
Telopea speciosissima is the source of this 998-nucleotide messenger RNA. RefSeq lists its product as uncharacterized. The transcript is spliced from 4 exons. Gene Ontology annotation, molecular function: zinc ion binding; endonuclease activity; nucleic acid binding. Bases 10 to 621 code for a protein of 203 amino acids. NCBI's taxonomy places the organism in Eukaryota, Viridiplantae, Streptophyta, Magnoliopsida, Proteales, Proteaceae. The record is from RefSeq and is a predicted model, not a curated record.